Messenger RNA from Trematomus bernacchii (emerald rockcod), 1661 nucleotides. RefSeq names its product Fc receptor-like protein 5. The coding region runs from base 40 to 861 and encodes 273 amino acids. Gene Ontology annotation, biological process: cell surface receptor signaling pathway. Lineage: Eukaryota; Metazoa; Chordata; Actinopteri; Perciformes; Nototheniidae. Gene Ontology annotation, molecular function: transmembrane signaling receptor activity. The record is from RefSeq and is a predicted model, not a curated record. The transcript has 6 exons.
UCAGAGAAACAGUUUGAUGUCACAUCACAAAGAGGUACAAUGGAUCCAACAAGUCUUCAACGCCUCGUCUUCCUCACCUCCCUGCUGAGCUGCUCCACUAACCAGGCUCGUCUGACGGUGACUCCCAGCAGCUCUCAGGUAUUUGAAGAUGAACGUGUCUCUCUGAGAUGUGAGGACGCCUCUGAUGGAUGGACUGUGAGGAGAAACAGGAGCUAUGAGAACAGAGCUGAGUGUGGAGUCGACAAGUGGGGAAGAUCUGCUGGUUCCUCCUGUACCAUCAGCUCCUCUGACCCUUUGGACAGUGGAGUGUACUGGUGUGAGUCCCCAGAGGGAUCCACCAGUAACACCAUCACCAUCACCGUCUCUGGUGGAUCAGUGAUCCUGCAGAGUCCUGUCCUCCCUGUGAUCGAGGGAGAUGACGUCACUCUGACCUGUAGAACAAAGAUGGCCGACCCCCCCUCUGCUGAUUUCUACAAAGAUGGCGUCUCCAUCAGGAAUGAGUCUGAUGGUCACAUGACCCUCCACCAUGUUGCCAGGUCUGAUGAAGGCCUCUACAAGUGUAGAGUCCAGAGUAAAGGAGAGUCUCCAGAGAGCCGGCUGUCUGUCUCAGAAAAACCUACAACCACCUCUCCACCUCCUGCCUCCUCCCUCCACCUUGUGUUCAGGGUGAUCUGCCACCUGGUGGUUUUCUGCCCGUACUGCUUCUCCACUUUCCUCAUGGUGUCUAUAUAUCGAGAGAGGGCCACAGGAAGUGACCCGUCCGUCUCCGUUGUGAUGACUCCACUCACCCACGCUGAGCAGGGAUUGGACGAUGACUACGAUGAUGUCAUGUCUGCUGUCACCACGGAGCAUCAGUUCUGAAACAGUGGAGGACCCAGAACGCUUCCCUGAGGAACGCCAUGUUUUGAACUCAGUGUAAUUACAUUCAAUCAUGUAUUGACUGAUAUCGUGCACAUGCAAUAUUAUUCCCUUUAUUUCUGAAGCAGUGGUCUAUUAGCAUUAGCAGCUAAUGCUCAGUACAAAGAAGAUAUGCAGAUACAAAGAAAACAUAUACUAAAGUUAAACAAUUAGAAAGUUGUAAUUUUGGCCAUUUUCUUUCACAUUUCAGGAAAAUCUACUAAACUUUUAAAAUCAUUGAAUUCAUUCAGGAUUUAUCCCAAAAAUCUCCUAAAGCUUUUCACAAACAUUACAACAGUGAUGUAUGUAUUAAAUGUACAUCACCAUAUGUAGAAGUUGUAACAUUGUUUAUUUUGAUAGAAAUCUUGGAGAAAAUCAGCUCCAGGAUCUUUAUUGACUUAUUGACGAGUGUCUGCUUUCUGUCCCAGAACUAAACCUGGAGAAGUUCAGUUAUUCAUCUCCAAAUAUCUGGAUCAAACCCCCAGAAACCUGCAGGUCCUUUUAAAUCCAGACUGAAGACUUCCCUGUUUGCUUUGAACUGAACUAUUCUUAUCUCACGAUGCACAGUAACUGUUAUUCAUGUGUUGUAUACCUGAGUUAUUCUAUAUCAGCUAGUUUCAUGUUUAUUUUAGUCCCUCUGCUUUUGAAUGAUCUGCUGCAUUAUUUCUUAAUGUCUUUCAGUUGUGUAACGCACUUUGAAUCGCCUCGUGUUGAAGAAGCUUUAAAUAAACCUGCCUUACAGGAACACUUGUAUUUCAUCAUUA